AUGAGAGCAAAGGCUAGAGUUAAGUGGGUAACGGAAGGAGGUGCUAAUACAACUUUCUUUCACACAACUAUGAGAGUUAGAAAAGCUUAUGAUACUAUUGCAGAAUUGGAGGAUGCAGAUGUGUUUGGAAUGGAUGCAAAUAGUGCUCCUGGUCCAGAUGGUUUUCCAGGGUGCUUCUACAAAUUUGCUUGGAAUUUAGUUGGUCAAGAAGUGGUUGAUGCCAUACAGAUACAAGGAGCCAAAAAAGUUGUUCAGUUCAGACCAAUUGGUCUUGCCAAUUUCAAUUUUAAAAUUAUUACAAGAAUCAUAACUGACAUAAUUGGUAAAAUCAUUGGGAUAUUAGUAUCUAGCCAACAAGGAGCUUUUAUAAAAGGAAGAAAUAUACAUGAAAAAGUGAUUCUAGCUUCUGAAUUGGUAAAUGAGCUUGACAUUAAAAGGAGGGGUGGCAAUGUAGGAUUAAAAAUUAAUAUAACUCAAGCUUAUGAAUCCUUGAGUUGGGACUUUCUCUUUGAAGUGUUAAGAAGAUUUGGAUUUUUUGAGUUGGAAUUCAUUGGCUGGAGAAAAUAUUUGAAUCUGCCAGAAUAUAAGUUCUAA
This is a messenger RNA of Papaver somniferum (opium poppy), 594 nucleotides long. RefSeq lists its product as uncharacterized. The transcript is spliced from 3 exons. The coding region runs from base 1 to 594 and encodes 197 amino acids. Lineage: Eukaryota; Viridiplantae; Streptophyta; Magnoliopsida; Ranunculales; Papaveraceae. The record is from RefSeq and is a predicted model, not a curated record.